UAUUUUGGUUCUCCUAUAUUCAUUCAUGUUUAUUCUUUAUUCUCUCACCUUUUCUCUCUUUUGUCUCUUUGAGCCUGCAUGCAAGGACAUUUUGUCACUUGAUGAUCUUCGACACCGCACGCUGGUGCAUGCGUAUUUUGAUCACCUCGAGGAAAAGCCAUUUGUGCAGUUGAAAAUACAGUAAGAUUCAUAAUUUUGAAUUAAGUGCUCAUUCGUUUCGUGGAGACAAUGACAUUUAGUAAGCCUUCCAUAGAUAAUAAGCGGCAGUAUGAGGAUGAAAACCGAGGCUUUAAGCCAGAAUGGGAGGAAGUGUUUGCUUUCACAGAAACAGAGGUAAACCUCUGUGUCUCCUCUGCAACAAAUUGCUUACACAUGACAAGGCGAGCAACCUGAAACCUCAUUAUGAAACAUUUUCAUUUGAAUAUUCUCCUGGAUCAGACAUGAGGAGAAACAAGCUGACCUCUUUAAAACCACGCCUCAGCAGUCAGCAGAUGCUCCUUUCAGCAUUCAGUAAAGAAGCUGAUGUAACGACUCAAGCCAGUUUUGUUGUGGCAUGGAAUAUCGCUUAUGCCAAGUCCUUAGACCAUUGCAGAAGUGGUGGCAAUUUUUGAAUCCAGAUGACAAGAAACAUCAACGACUAGUAAGCCAGAUUCCAUCUUCAAGGCACACUACGGAGAGGCGCAUCUCCGAGAUCAGUGCUGCUGUUUCAACGAAGAUGCAGAAUGACUUAAAAACCUCACUGGCGUUCAGCUUAGCACCUGAUGAGUCCACUUAGUGUUAGUGUUGCAACUGAUGGAGCUCCGGCAAUGUUGGGAAAAAAUGUAGGCCUGGUCUCUUGGAAAAGUGAUCCUAAGUUCCCUGCAUUAUACAUCGUGAAAAUCUCAUGGGCAAAUAUUUCAAAUAUGAAAAUGUCAUGAUGACGGUCCUACACAUUGUCAGUUUCAUCUGCACGAACGGGAAGACAGUUAAAAAAUUUCAUCGAAGAGCUUGAUCUUGAAGAUAACCCCGACGACGUCUCCUCCUUUGUGGGGUGAGGUGGCUAUCAACCACAAUGUCUUAACCAGGUUUGUGGAACUGCUGGAACCAAUCAAGGUGUUCCUUGAAAAAAAAAGGGAAAGUCCUGUCCACAACUUGAGGGUCCACAGUGGUUGGCAGACCUGGUAUAUCUCACUGAUGUUGUGCAGCACCUGCAAUCUCUAAACCUGGCACUCCAGGGACAGGGUAAGUUAAUUUCUGACACUACACAGACAGUCUUCAGUUUCCAGAACAGGCUGAAGCUUCUGCAGAGGGACUGAAAGUCGAGAGACUUUAACCACUUUUCUCGCCUCAACAAUAUGGAAAAAAUAUUCCCUGAAAUCAAAGUAGAAGAGCAGAAACUGGAGGAAUAUAACAGCAAAUUGCUAGGACUGCUUUAUGACUUUUGUCGCAGAUUUGAAGACUUGCAGAAGUUGAAACCCUGCUUUCUGGUGGAUCCAUUCAUGCUUGAUGUGAUCAACGACGGCUGUCCGAUCCCCAGACCUUUGGUAACAAACACAUCUGCUGUGGAAAUGGAACCACUGGAACUCCAGGAGGAUGAGGGUCUAAAUAUGGUGCAGAUGGUGCAACUGAAGAAGACAACAGUGUGACUCAUAUCAAUAUUCGGCACAACAUACUGCUGCGAGUCGCUCUACCCCAUGUUCAAGUUCGUGAAAGCGAUACACCGUUCUGUCCUUACUGACCAACACCUCACAGAACUCCUCCAUACCGCCCUGACAGCAUAUCAGCCCGACUUCAAGCAGCUCACGUCCAUGAUGGAGACCCACAAGGUGUCCAGCAACAACUAGCAGUGUUACGACUUUGGGAUCCAUCCUUAAUGUAGAUAUGGUCAAAGAGAAGACAGCAGAAGAAAUAGGCCAGAUAUGGAUGCACUAUUUUGCCACUAAGGACACCAUUUGUGCAAUUAUUCCUGGAGAAAAAUUUGAAACAAUGUCCGACAGAGGAAAGAACUGUCCCACAUUCUUGUAUGCUCUGCCACAGGAGGAGGGUUAUGAGUUUUUUGUGGGUCAGUGGUCAGGCAAUGAGCUGCAUUUCACUUCCCUCAUCAACGUUCAGACGAUAGGGCAAAAUGCUCCUAGCCAGCUGAUUCUCUACCACUACCCUGAACUUCAGAAGGACAAGGGCAUCGUGCUCAUGGCAGCAGAAAUGGACCACAAAUUCCUGGACGUAACCAAGGCCCAGUGCCUCGCCAAUCAGGUGCAGUUGUUCUAUGGCACACAACACCAAGAGACCUUCCAUUUGGUAGAGCUGUUCAACCACAAGCCUGCUGAUUUCAAACACAUGUCUGUCAUUGCAAAGCUGGAGCAGACCGGGAUCUCGCAUCCGAGAGCCUAAAACAGGCAGCACUGUCCCGGGAAACACAGACUCUCAGUAAACACUGAAACAUUAAGACUCCUAACACUUGGCCUUUUGAAGUAACAAGGAAUCAAUCAAAUUGGGAGGUGAAAGCAAUCCUUAGCAGUGAAAGGGUUAAACAUAAUAUAAAUGCUGCCCUAUAGGUUGAUAACCAACAUUUUAAAAUCUGUUUUCUUAUCUCUUGUCAGCACUUGGACUUGAUCAACCUAAACUUUCCUGGGAUAAGUCACA
Acipenser ruthenus (sterlet) is the source of this 2622-nucleotide messenger RNA. RefSeq names its product ATP synthase mitochondrial F1 complex assembly factor 1 (gene atpaf1). The transcript has 7 exons. The coding region runs from base 1861 to 2370 and encodes 169 amino acids. Lineage: Eukaryota; Metazoa; Chordata; Actinopteri; Acipenseriformes; Acipenseridae. Gene Ontology annotation, cellular component: mitochondrion. Gene Ontology annotation, biological process: mitochondrial proton-transporting ATP synthase complex assembly. The record is from RefSeq and is a predicted model, not a curated record.